UUUCAAAUUUGAAAUUUAAAAUCUAGAGAAAAUUUCCAACUUUCAAUUUUGUGAAACAAAUUUUGUAAAAAUAAUGAAUACAACACAAAAAUCUGAAUUAAUUGAUGAAAUGAUUGAUGAACUUGAUCGAGUUCGCAUCACAAAACAAAAGCAAAUUGGCUACAUUUCCGAUAUUUGUGAGAAGUCCAAUCACAUCCUUCUCCAAAUUGAAGCUUCACAAAAAGCAAAGACUAGCCCUAGAAAUACCGCAGCUGCCCGAUUUAAAUAUCGUAAAGAAACUUUACACGCUUUAGCCAAGACCAUAGAGACCUUUGAUCGUGUUCUAACGACAAAUGCACAAACUCCAAAUCAUUCAUCUGGAAUUGACUUUGAAACAUAUAUAACCACUACUCGAGCCAAGAUUGACUUUCUGGCGAGUGGAUUGCGUAAACUCUUAGCUUUAAAUGAUACUGUCAAUCAAAUAGGAAGUGAACUUCGUCACGACAGUGAUUUCGAAUUGGAUUCAACAGAUCCUGAUGAAUUCAAUAGUAGCGAAUAAAAAUGCUUUCAAUU
Episyrphus balteatus (marmalade hoverfly) is the source of this 552-nucleotide messenger RNA. RefSeq lists its product as uncharacterized. NCBI's taxonomy places the organism in Eukaryota, Metazoa, Arthropoda, Insecta, Diptera, Syrphidae. The transcript is spliced from 2 exons. The coding region runs from base 74 to 538 and encodes 154 amino acids. The record is from RefSeq and is a predicted model, not a curated record.